Messenger RNA from Rana temporaria (common frog), 2605 nucleotides. RefSeq names its product LHFPL tetraspan subfamily member 6 (gene LHFPL6). The transcript is spliced from 4 exons. The record is from RefSeq and is a predicted model, not a curated record. Gene Ontology annotation, cellular component: membrane. Lineage: Eukaryota; Metazoa; Chordata; Amphibia; Anura; Ranidae. Bases 372 to 974 code for a protein of 200 amino acids.
CCUCCUCUCUCUCUCCGAUCCUCAGGAAUGCAAUGAUCAGAUCUCCGGUGGAAGAGAUCGGGGAGAUCCGGGGCUGUACUGCGGGGAGAUGUGCGGGGCUGGACCGGGAAGGAGGAGGAGGAGCUGAACGGAGGACGGAGGACAGAUCCGAUGUGUGAUAUCUGGUGACCGGCGGAGAUGGCAGGAAGACCCCGGAGUUGUCCCCAUUAGGAAUUCCUCCGUGAAACAAGCACCGACUCCAGCUUCUGGAUAUUAGGCUGUGCCGGAUUAAGCUCUAUUUGGAGAUUGCACAAUACUCCUUUUUUCUUUGGAUAAUCUUGUUUGUUUUAACUUUGUUUAACCUUUGACGUUGACCUUGUUGGCAGAGCAUCAUGGCAUCCAGUUUGACAUGCACGGGGGUGAUCUGGGCACUCCUGUCUUUCCUGUGUGCCGGGGCUUCUUGCGUUGGCUUUUUUAUGCCUUAUUGGCUCUUGGGCUCUCUGUUGGAUAAGCCGGUGUCGUUUGGUACUUUCCGAAGAUGUUCUUACCCUGUUCGCGAUGAAAGCCGCCAGACCACGGUGAUGGUAGAACAGUGUGGCCGCUAUGCCUCUUUCCAGGCCAUACCGAGCCUCGAGUGGCGGAUCUGCACGGUGGUUACUGGACUUGGAUGUGGUCUUCUUCUUCUGGUGGCAUUGACCGCCAUCAUGGGAUGUUGUGUCUCGGAGCUUAUCUCCAGGACUGUUGGGAGAGUGGCUGGUGGAAUACAGUUUCUUGGAGGGCUGCUGAUUGGAUCUGGUUGUGCUCUCUAUCCUCUGGGCUGGAGCAGUGAGGAAAUUCGGCAAACGUGUGGAAACCUCUCAGCACAGUUUGAAUUGGGUACCUGCAAAAUUGGAUGGGCCUACUAUUGUACUGGUGGAGGAGCUGCAGCUGCAAUGUUAAUCUGCACAUGGCUGUCAUGUUUCUCUGGGAAGAAGCAAAAGCAAUAUCCAUAUUAACCACGUACGGGGUCCACCAUUAUAGAAGUAUCUUGGAGGAAUAUGAUUCUAUUCUUUGAACUGAGCGGUGGAACUUACCAACCGAACAGCUGCCAUCAGGAACGUUGAGCCUUUUACAACUUUGCAACCAAGAUCUCUACUUUACAAAUUGUCUCCAGUGGAAAAGAUGCAGUGUUUGGUCUCCACUGCAGGUAGAACUGGUCCUGAGUCUGACCAUCUACUGCAGAAAUCCUGCCAUGCUAUUCAGAGGACACAAAUAUUUGUCUCUUUUUGGAGCAAGCUAACUCCUUUCACUAACCCAUAAAGACAGAUUGUCCAUUAGUGUCUAACCUUCAGGUUUUUAACAUGGAAAGCAGAGGGUGGCAUACAUUGUGAACCCUUAUCUGACAUCAUCUCUGGCAAGAUAGACCAGUUGGUAGAAAUAUUGCUGUAGAUAUAAUGUACAUACAGUCCUAUAUGUAUCUGUGGCAGAACUUCCUUUAAUAACCAGUCUGUCUCGGCAUAGUUGAAUUCAGAUUUUGGAUUUAAUAUUCAAAACCCCCCUUUUUUCUGUGAAAAUAAUGGCCCGUCCACGCCAAUGUAUUGUAACUGCUUUUCAAUGCAUGUUUGUAGUAACCCAAAAUCAAGGGGAAAAUAGUUUACAUAUAAUGUAUAAAGAGGAACAACACUCUGCCUAACGCCCACAAAAAAAUCCCUUACCCUUGCCCCUGUCUUAAAAUAUAAAAAAAAUCCUUACCGUGCCAUGUAGUUUAUUGUUGCCUUGCUGAAGUAAAAGGCCCAGUUUGUCUUCUUCAGUGCCGCUACCUUUUACCUUGGAUCCAACACAUGUGCAGACACACUGUGGGGUUCUGCCAUGUCUGCACAUGAGCCUGAUCCCCUCACACAUGCGCACCUGUACCAUGGUUCUCUGUCACUUUUUCUGGCAGACCACCGAAGCAUGCGCACAUUUGUGGCAUCUCGCAAACGGCUCUUUGGAUGGUACAUCAGAAGUCAGAGAAAUCCUGCAGCAACUGUGCGUGGGCAAACUUAGAACAUUUGGCCUAGGCUGGAUCUAGGUUGUGAAAAAAUAAAAAAGGUUUUUACUGAAAUUUUUGUUUCCUUUUUUAUUGAAGGGUGCCCCAUUAUAGCCAAUAGUAAAAACUCUAUAAAAAUGCAAUACGAGUUUUUAAAGCUGAACUUGAAAAGCUACCCUUUUUCAAUGUAGCCACCCUCCCUCUUUCUCUGAACUGAGCGAGGUAAAUUCUGGUUUAGUUAACGGGCGCAGAGAUCAGCUGCCAUUACUUACCCUAUCCUUUGAUCCAGCAAGCCCCAGUACUGAUGUCAAAAGCUCUGGGCUAUUGGCUAUCAACCUUGCAGUGUUCAUGGAGGUGGCAUACACGUGACUGCGGCUGACAUUGCCUUAAAGGGUGGCGUUGUUAGACUGGUCAUAUGGCUGGAGUGAUAGUAUUACAUCUUAUUCCUGCACCCUUAGACUAAACAAGCUUUUAACCCUUGCAGUACGGGGGUGGGGGCCCACUGCAAGGUUCGAUUUUAGUAUAAUUCCUGGCGUUUUAGCUUUAAGUCAUUGAAUUAACAUGCUUACUGACAGGAACUGAAAAAAAGAAAAAGGGGAUCACCCAUGUAAAAUGCAC